UAAACCCUACCGUUCCCUCUCCCCUCCCCUCAGGCCUCAGAGGGGAGCCUCCUGCUAUAUAAAACUGACGCAUCCCUUGCACCCAAUGCAACCACCCAAGCCAAGGCAGAGUUCCAUAGCUUGGCGAGCUUGAUCUGACCCAGACGCGAACACAAUACACUAGCUACUAGCGGAGUGUGUGUGUGUGUGUGUUAGAUGGCACGUACUACGUGUUGACAUGUACAACGACGACGCGGAGCAGCCGCGGCCGCAGCUCAUGGCGCCGCCGCGGAUGUCCUUCUCCAGCGACUUCGCGCUGGAGCCGCCCCCGCCGCCGCCGACGAGGCCGCCACCAACGGGCGGCGCGGACGUGGACUUCGAGUUCUCGGCGCCGGCGGGCAGCAGCCGGAGCCGGCCGAUGAUGGACGCGGACCAGCUCUUCUCCAAGGGCCGCAUCCUGCCGCUGCGGGAGGCGGCGCCGCGGCCCCCGACGACGACCCUGCGCGACGAGCUGCUGCUGCGCGCGCCGGACGCCGCCGAUCGCGGCGGCGGUGCCCGCCGCGGGCCUGCUGCACGGUGGAAGGAGCUGCUGGGGCUGAAGAGGCCGCACAAGAAGGGGGGCGCCGCCGCGUCCGCCGCUGACGCUCACGUGGAUCUUGGAGAGCAUGGAGGGGCAGAGGUAGGAGAGUGAAGCCACGGAUGAAACUGGAGCAUGACAAAAAGUAACUAAUGAGGCAAAAUUAGUUUGGUGUUACAGAGUUGUAGCAUGGAUCGUCUUUCACAGUCCACCGUCUAACUUCUGAUAUCUGUCACUGGUUGGGGGAGCAAAAAUAUAAUCUAAGGCCAUCGUUUCAGUUCACCAAUUGGUGUACCUUC
Sorghum bicolor (sorghum) is the source of this 855-nucleotide messenger RNA. Its product is annotated as neural Wiskott-Aldrich syndrome protein. The record is from RefSeq and is a predicted model, not a curated record. NCBI's taxonomy places the organism in Eukaryota, Viridiplantae, Streptophyta, Magnoliopsida, Poales, Poaceae. Bases 218 to 670 code for a protein of 150 amino acids. The transcript is spliced from 2 exons.